This is a messenger RNA of Silurus meridionalis, 1188 nucleotides long. It is a transcript of the gene emc9, whose product is annotated as ER membrane protein complex subunit 9. The record is from RefSeq and is a predicted model, not a curated record. Gene Ontology annotation, cellular component: EMC complex. Bases 150 to 779 code for a protein of 209 amino acids. The transcript is spliced from 6 exons. NCBI's taxonomy places the organism in Eukaryota, Metazoa, Chordata, Actinopteri, Siluriformes, Siluridae.
UCGCGCAGCGUUUCACUGUCUGGAAAAGGAGACGAAGAAGAACGCUCUGCGAAUCAUCAUCACCACCAUCAUUAUUAUUACUGUUGUUAUUAUUAUUAUUUCAGAUCAUUCCUUUGAUUAAAUUUGAUCCACGCGUUCAGAGGAUAAAGAUGACCGAGGUGGAGUUGUCCUGCUUGGCGUGUGUCAAGAUGUUCCUGCACGCGAGUGUGUAUCCGCGCUGCAGCGUGAACGGCCUGCUGUUGGCCCCUGCCGGAGGAAGAGGAGUGUGUGAGGAAGGUGUGUGUGUAACGGAUUGUGUUCCUCUUCUGCACUCGCAUCUUCCACUGGCCAUGAGCGCCCAACUCGCCCUCACACAGGUGGACGUGUGGUGUUCUCAGACGCAGCAGAGGAUCGUGGGGUAUUACCAGGCAAACGCUAAUCUGUCUGACAACAGUCCGACUGCAUGUGCUUUCAAAAUGGCUGACAAAAUCCUAGAGAACAGCAACAAUGCGGUGUUACUGAUGAUUGAUGGAAAAAAAAUGUCACCUGGAUAUCGUGUUCCUCCAAUAGUGAUGUACGAACAUAAAGACUCGUGUUGGACCUUAAAAGACAAACACACAAUAAUGCUCCACCAGUGGGAAGAAACUCGAGCAAUCACCUCUCAGUUACUAAACUCGAAAGACCACAUGCUGUUGGUUGAUUUCGACAGCCAUCUGGAUGACAUCACAAAGGACUGGACCAAUCAGAAACUCAACGCUAAGAUCACGGAGCUCAUCUGUCCAGCUAACGGCAACAUGUGAACAUUAACGUUAUCACCACCUGAAAAGCGUGCGAAGAAAACAGCGAAUUCUUUGGAAUCAAAAUUCUAGAACUUUUUAUUAUUUAUUUUUAUUUCAUUAUAUAUUUUUUGUAUUUAUUAAUAAUGAAUACUUCAUUCAUGUUCUGCCUGUAUACAUCAGAGUAUAAUAAUGCGAAUAAAAAAAAAGGAUUUUAUAUUAAAGUUAAUUUAUAUAUUAAUUUAUAUGAAUUAAUUUGUAUUGAUUUGUUCAUGUAAUAAUGACUUACAUUGAAUUAUGAGUUUAUAUUUAUUGAUUGUUGGGGAUGGCAACAGUUCUGAGUGUAUUCAUGAAGUGUAUUUUCUCAGGACACAAAAUGUCAUUAAUUUUCUUUAUUUGGUAAAAAAUAAUAAUAAAAAAAUUAUUAAAACAA